This is a messenger RNA of Microtus oregoni (creeping vole), 969 nucleotides long. RefSeq names its product peptidyl-prolyl cis-trans isomerase-like 4. The record is from RefSeq and is a predicted model, not a curated record. NCBI's taxonomy places the organism in Eukaryota, Metazoa, Chordata, Mammalia, Rodentia, Cricetidae. Gene Ontology annotation, molecular function: RNA binding; peptidyl-prolyl cis-trans isomerase activity. Gene Ontology annotation, cellular component: nucleus. The transcript has a single exon. The coding region runs from base 1 to 969 and encodes 322 amino acids. Gene Ontology annotation, biological process: protein peptidyl-prolyl isomerization.
AUGGCUGUUCUCCUGGAGACCACACUGGGCGACGUGGUUAUCGACUUGUACACCGAGGAGCGGCCGCGCACAUGCUUGAAUUUUCUGAAGUUGUGCAAAAAAAAAUAUUACAAUUAUUGCCUUAUUCACAAUGUACAGAGGGAUUUUAUCAUACAAACAGGAGAUCCUACAGGGACUGGCCGAGGAGGAGAGUCUAUAUUUGGACAACUGUAUGGUGAUCAAGCAAGCUUUUUUGAGGCAGAAAAAGUGCCAUGGAUUAAGCACAAGAAAGGCACUGUGUCCAUGGUGAACAAUGGCAGUGAUCAACAUGGAUCUCAGUUUCUUAUUAUUACAGGAGAAAAUCUAGAUUACCUUGAUGGUGUUCAUACAGUGUUUGGUGAGGUGACAGAAGGCAUGGACAUAGUUAAGAAAAUCAAUGAGACCUUUGUCGACAAGGAUUUUGUACCAUAUCAAGAUAUCAGGAUAAAUCAUACAGUGAUUUUAGAUGAUCCGUUUGAUGACCCUCCUGAUUUAUUAAUUCCUGAUCGAUCACCAGAACCUACAAGGGAACAAUUAGAUAGUGGUCGAAUAGGAGCAGAUGAAGAAAUUGAUGACUUCAAAGGAAGAUCAGCUGAAGAAGUAGAAGAAAUAAAGGCAGAAAAAGAGGCUAAAACUCAAGCUAUUCUUCUAGAGAUGGUGGGAGACUUACCUGAUGCAGACAUGAAACCUCCAGAAAAUGUUUUGUUUGUGUGUAAAUUGAAUCCAGUGACCACAGAUGAGGACCUGGAGGUAAUAUUCUCGAGAUUUGGGCCAAUAAGUUGUUGUGAAGUUAUCCGAGAUUGGAAAACAGGAGAGUCCCUCUGUUAUGCUUUUAUUGAAUUUGAAAAGGAAGAAGACUGUGAGAAAGCAUUCUUCAAAAUGGACAAUGUACUUAUAGACGACAGGAGAAUAUAUGUGGAUUUUAGCCAGUCUGUGGCGAAGGUUAAAUAG